UUUCUUUUCGUUUCAGUGGGGUAUUUAACUGCUCGAAACCAGAGUGUUUGAUCACACAGCGAUCAUCAUGAUAUGGACUGCACUUCUUCUUCUGCUGCUGCUUGGACUCGCCGUUUUAUUUGUGUACACAAGGCGUACGCGACGAAGAAAUGAACCUCCUCUUGAUAAUGGAAUAAUCCCGUGGCUUGGCCAUGCAUUUGAGUUUGGAAAAGAUAGCGCUAAAUUCUUAACGCGGAUGAAGCAGAAACACGGAGACAUUUUUACAGUGUGUGCGGCCGGACACUAUAUCACUGUUCUGCUGGAUUCAAACUGCUAUGAUGAUGUCCUGUCAGAUACAAUCUCCCUUGACAUGACCUCCUACAGUCAGCUUCUAAUGAAGAGAAUCUUCAACCUACAUCUUCCCAACCACAACCCAAUAUCGGAGAGGAGGAGAGCAAAAAUGCACUUUCAGGGAACGAAUCUGACACAGCUCUGUAACUCAAUGCACAACAACUUCCACUUGCUCAUGACCUCUCCAGAAAUAGGCCUGAACGAAUGGAAAAAAGAGGGACUCUUCAGUUUUUGUUACAGCUUGCUCUUCAAGGCUGGCUAUCUCACUGUGUCUGGCAAAGAGAAGUAUGACAGUGCAGAGCUGACAGAAAUUUACAAGGAGUUUCGCCGGUUUGACAAGAUUUUGCCUAAACUGGCGCGAUGUACUGCAAACAAAGAGGAGGACAAAGUUGCAAAUUCAGCGCGAGAGAAGCUGUGGGAACUGCUAUUUCCAUCAUGUUUGGACAGAAAGGAAGAACAACAGUCAUGGUUGCAGAGUUACAAACAGCACCUUCAGGAGGAAGGCCUAGAUGCCGAGACACAGAGAAGAGCAAUGCUACUCCAACUAUGGGUCACACAGGGAAACGCUGGCCCAGCGGCAUUCUGGGUACUAGGCUUCAUGCUCACCAACCCUGAAGCUCUGAGGGCAGUUAGAGAGGAAAUCAGAAGUGUACAGCACCUCCCUCUGGAAAAGAGAGAGAAACACACACCAGUGUUUGAUAGUGUUCUUAGUGAGACACUGCGUUUAACUGCAGCUGCGCUCAUGACUAGAGAAGUGGUGCAAAAUAAGAAGGUUCGUUUAAGCAACGGGCAAGAGUACCAGCUCAGACAGGGUGACCGACUGUGUGUAUUCCCCUACCUCAGCCCUCAAAUGGACCAACAGAUCCACCAACAGCCAGAGAAGUUCAAGUAUGACCGCUUCCUUAAUGCAGAUAGGACAGAGAGGAAAGACUUCUUUAAGGAAGGGGUAAGGGUGAAAUAUCCCACCAUGCCCUGGGGGACAAAAGCCAACAUAUGCCCAGGACGCCAUUUUGCAGUUAGUGCAAUUAAAGAGUUUGUGUUAAUGGUCUUGACUCGAUUUGACCUGGAACUGUGUGACAAAAAUGCAACCAUGCCAUCGGUAGAUGCCAGCCGGUAUGGCUUUGGCAUGUUACAACCUGGAGAAGAUCUAGAGAUCCAUUACAGAAGAAGGACUUGAAAGAAAUAACUAGCCAAAUCUGAUUAGAACUGUACAGAUAACAAUAACUAUUUAAAAAUUUUUUUUUUUUUCAAUGAAUGUCUUGUGUAUGUAUUGUUUUUAAAUGUUGAAAUGUCUUGGUUAUUUAUUGCAAUAAU
Molecule: messenger RNA, 1644 nt
Organism: Myxocyprinus asiaticus (Chinese sucker)
Lineage: Eukaryota; Metazoa; Chordata; Actinopteri; Cypriniformes; Catostomidae
Product: prostacyclin synthase-like
Exons: 10
Coding region: 68-1507 (479 amino acids)
Biological process (GO): prostaglandin biosynthetic process
Molecular function (GO): heme binding; prostaglandin-I synthase activity; iron ion binding
Source: RefSeq, a predicted model, not a curated record